This is a messenger RNA of Cadophora gregata, 651 nucleotides long. RefSeq lists its product as uncharacterized. Lineage: Eukaryota; Fungi; Ascomycota; Leotiomycetes; Helotiales; Ploettnerulaceae. The record is from RefSeq and is a predicted model, not a curated record. The coding region runs from base 1 to 651 and encodes 216 amino acids. Gene Ontology annotation, molecular function: protein binding. The transcript has a single exon.
AUGGGACCCGACCACGAGAAAACAAUUCUAGCCCAGGAGAAUCUGGCAGUGGUGAAUCUAGAACUUGGAAAGGAACACUACCAAAAGGCUCAUGAUAUGAUGAUGGACGUCGUUGACAGACGCAUCAAGACGAUGGGCAAAGAGGCACCGUGGACGCUGAUGGCUUUGAACAAUCUUGCGUGGGCCAAACAUCAUCUAGGAGACAAUCUCGAGGCCGAGAAAAUACUGCGGGAGGGAUUGGUGAUUGCGCAUCGCGAUGUAGGUGAGGAUCAUCACGGAGUUCUGUCUGCAAAGCGACGUUUGGCAUGGAUCCUAGCCGUGCAAGGAAUGUCCUUGCAAGGAGAAUCCGCGAAAAGCAAGUUCGAAGAAGCUGAACAGAUUUUUAUCUACUUGCUUGAUCGAAAACACUACCAAGGCGGAAUACGCGUGUCUGGGGCUGUCAAGGGAGAUCAAAGGGACCGGAUCUUCAAUCUCUACAAGUUCGUUGAGUUUUGGGAGAUGCGGAAGGUCUACGACAAGGCUCUUACCCACUGUCAAGAGCUCUGCGAUAUAUUGCGGGAGUCGGACCAUCCGAUUGCCGAGAUGUCCAGGAAGAAAAGAGCGAGUCUUGAGCAGCUUGCAAGAAAUGCGAGCUGCAUCGACGGAUCUUAA